Messenger RNA from Phalacrocorax carbo (great cormorant), 2461 nucleotides. The record is from RefSeq and is a predicted model, not a curated record. NCBI's taxonomy places the organism in Eukaryota, Metazoa, Chordata, Aves, Suliformes, Phalacrocoracidae.
UGCUGCUAUAAAUUGCUGCCAGCAGUGCUGCACCAGGCUCAGCUCCAGUAGAGCAGGGGAGACAGGAUGUUUACCUGCAUCUAGCACCCCAUCAGGCACGAGCACAGGAGGAGGAGAAGAGAAGCAGGCAGGAGAAGGCAGUGUCAGGCAUCCUGGUUGCAGGGCCAGCAUGGUGUCUCUGCUGGACAGCAUAGCCAGACCUUCUGCUGUCUUUCUGCAGCUGUCUGUGGUGCUUGGUGUCAUCUUCGUGCUGCUGAAGGUGGCCCAGUUCUACUGGGAGAGGAAGAAACUCAUCAAAGCUCUGGAGGCAUUCCCUGGUCCACCGAAACACUGGCUCUAUGGCCACAAUCAUCUGAUAACUACAGAUAAAAUAUUAAAUCAGAUGGUGUCAUGGGGAGAAGAAUACCCUUAUGCUUUUCCCAGAUGGCUCGGACCAGUCCUGCCUUCUCUUGUAAUCCACCAUCCUGAAUAUGCCAAAAGCAUACUUGGUCGAACAGAUCGCAAGCCCAAGGUACCCUACAAAUUCUUAGUUCCCUGGAUUGGGCACGGGCUGUUGAUCUUGGAUGGAACCAAAUGGUUCCAGCAUCGGAAGCUGCUCACCCCAGCCUUUCAUUACAACGUGUUGAAAUCUUACGUGGCCCUGAUGUCAGACUCAGUCAAAGUGAUGCUGGAUAAAUGGGAAAAGAAGAACACAGAGAGGAAGUCAGUGGAGCUCUUUCAAGAUGUCAGCUUGAUGACACUAGACAGCAUCAUGAAAUGCGCCUUCAGCUGUAAUACCAACUGUCAGACUCAGAGCAACUCAGACUAUUAUAUCAGAGCUGUUUAUGACCUGAGCUACCUUGUGAGCAAUAGAGUCCAAAAUUUUUCUUACAAGGAUGUCUUCUAUAACUUGACUCGCAAAGGCUGUGACUUUCGGGAUGCCUGCAAGCUGGCCCAUAGCCACACAGAUAAGGUAAUAAAAGAGAGAAAGAUGUUGCUUUCCAGUGAGAAGGAACUUGACAAGAUCCAGAAGAAGAGAAACCUGGAUUUUCUGGACAUUCUUCUCUGUACCAAGGAUGCAAAUGGAGUUGGGCUAUCUGAUGAGGACCUGCGUGCCGAGGUGGACACCUUCAUGUUUGCGGGUCAUGAUACCACGGCCAGCGGGAUCUCCUGGCUCCUGUACUGCCUGUCAUUAUAUCCAAAGCACCAGCAGCGGUGCAGGGAGGAGAUCCAGGGGAUCUUGGGAAACCGAGAUACCAUUGAGUGGGAGGACCUUGGAAAGAUGACUUACACCACAAUGUGUAUCAAAGAGAGCUUGCGCCUGUUCCCACCAGUUCCUUCUGUGUCCCGAUACCUCUCUAAAUCUGUCACAUUUUCCGACGGACGCAGCUUGCCAGCAGGCUGCCAGGUUGGACUGAAUAUAUUUGCUAUCCACAGGAAUCAGGAUGUGUGGGAAGACCCUGAGGUGUAUGAUCCCCUGAGGUUUUCUCCAGAGAACUCAGCACAGAGGCACUCCCACGCUUUCCUGCCUUUUUCUGCUGGAUCCAGGAACUGCAUCGGGCAACAGUUUGCCAUGAAUGAGAUGAAGGUGGCUCUGGCCCUGACCCUGCUCCGCUUCGAGCUCUGUCCCAACCCAUCCAAGCCUCCCACACUGAUACAGCAGAUCAUCCUCAGGUCCAGCAAUGGGAUCCACGUGCAUUUGAAGAAGAUUCACUGACUGUGUGGGGUACCUUGGCGGUGGGCAAGCGCUUUCCCAUGGACAACCCUCCACCCAGAAGUUUAAGAGGGGACACCAGACAGACCCACAAUGGCCACCUCAGACAUCUCCCGCAUUAACCUCCCUCCCUGCUGCCAUCCGGGGGGCAUGCUGAGCCCCCACCACGCACACCCCAACCCCGCAGAUCCAGGUCCCACCCUCGCAUGGGGAACAGCACUGCCAAGCAGGUUUUGCAGCACAGCUGUGGCUCAGCCUUCACCUCUGCAGGCAUCCUCCAUGUCCUACACAUCGCCUCACCUCCAACCUGCCCUUGCACACUGCCUGGUGGGACUUUUGUCACCUGCCUGUGUAUUUGCAGCAUUGCCAGUUACCUGCUUGGGCAAGAUGGUGGACACCACCAGUGCAGUUUGCACAGGUGUCUAAAGCCUGGACACUACCUGAGUACAAUGUCCCUGCCCUGCCUCCAGCCUGGGUGUGCCAGGGCAGGAGAACGCCUCCCUGCAGUCACACUGCAUUCCCACACACCACACUCUAAAUUAUUCCCCCUAACCUGUUCUGGGGCUGGUGCUGUGCCUGCCGCUAUGGAGACAAAGGCCAGUGGGUUUUUCUGCCCCAGCGCUGAACUUCCUUGAGCUGAGGGUGUUCAGGAUCCAGCACAGAAAAGUGUCACCAGCUAACCUGGAGAAAGCACUCACCACGCUGAAAACAAUCAGCAUUGUCCUCCUCUUUGAAACAAGAAUAAAGCCUUGUGCACAUGCUCCCCAA